AUUUUCUCGAGACUUCUACAGAUCGGAAGAGAGAGAUUAUAGGAAGAAGCGGAAGGGAAAAUCUUUGUCGAUCUUUAACAAUUAACGGCGCUACGUGUUGUUUCACAGAUGUCAUACACCAGGAGGUCAAGGUAUUCCCGUUCUCCUUCCCCUUGCAAGAGCGAUGAGAGGUCUGUCUCAAGGUCCUUGUCAAGGAGCAGAUCAAGGAGUUAUGAUUCGAGUGAUGCUGAGAAUCCGGGAAAUAAUUUGUAUGUGACUGGACUUUCAUCACGAGUGUCAAAGAGAGAGAUCGAGAAGCACUUUUCAUCUGAGGGAGUGGUGGAAGAUGUUCACCUUGUUGUUGAUCCGUGGACUCGGGAAUCUCGUGGGUUUGCAUUUGUUACCAUGUCCACUUUGAAGGAUGCUGAUCGCUGCAUCAAGUACUUGGACGGCUCAGUUCUUGAAGGCAGGGUCAUAACCGUGGAGAAGGCUAAAAGACGGAGAGGCCGUACACCUACUCCAGGAAGGUACCUUGGGCUGAGAAUUCGUGGGCGCCGAUCUCCUAGCUAUUCUUCUCGCUCUAGGAGUCGCAGCAGAUCAUAUUCUCCUUACUACAGUCGGCGGCGAAGAUCAUACUCUCCAUAUGAUAGACGUAGGUCAUACUCCCCGUAUUACAGCCGUGGAAAGUCUUAUUCACAAUAUCGGUCUCCAUCAUACAGCAGGUCUCCUGUGAGAAGACAUGACAGGUCCUAUUCUCCCUACUAUAGGGAUUAUUCUCCUGAUGACCGAUAUUACAGAAGGAGUCGCUACCGUUCUGUUUCAAGGGACUACUCUCCAGAUGAUCGAUAUUACGGAAGCAGGAGAUACCGAUCUAUUUCUCGUAGCUUAUCACCAAGGUAUAGGACUUCCAGGAGAAGUUACUCACCAAGGUAUAGGAGGACUUCCAGGAGAAGUUACUCACCAAGUCCCCCGCCAAGGCGUUCAAGGAGGAGUUACUCACGCAGUAUCUCACCAAGGUACGCUAACAGAAGCCACCAUCGAAGUGUUACACCAUCUCCGAGGAAGAGCUCUAGGAGGAGUUACUCUCGUAGCUUGUCUCCCAAACCAAGUGGCAUUUCGAAGCGAAGUGAUUCUCAUGGUUCCCGUGGAGUAAGCAAAAGCUCAAAGAGGAGUGCAUCUGGUGGAUCUCAUAAACGAGCUUACUCACGCGAUAGCCGUUCUUCAAGAAGACAUUCUAGGAGCCCUAGCGGCAGUUCAUCAUCUAGAUCUGUUACUCCCGAGUCGUCUUCACCUUAGUCUAAAGAACAUGCUCUUCAGGAUUGCCAGUUUAGGAGGGAGCCAUACUUGUGGUUUUAUAUCGUGAUCUGGUUUAGGACUAUAAUUCCUAUUUUAGGUAUUAUGUAAAGUGAUCACUAAUAUUUGCUGUGGAUUUCAUUUUCGUCUAUCGUGAAACAUAUGAUAUAUGUACUCUUUUAUCCGAAUGUUAUCUGUGUUGAUAAAUGAUGCUUGUGCUUGAUGUUGAAUUUA
This is a messenger RNA of Olea europaea var. sylvestris, 1506 nucleotides long. Its product is annotated as serine/arginine-rich splicing factor SR45a-like. Gene Ontology annotation, biological process: positive regulation of mRNA splicing, via spliceosome. NCBI's taxonomy places the organism in Eukaryota, Viridiplantae, Streptophyta, Magnoliopsida, Lamiales, Oleaceae. Gene Ontology annotation, cellular component: spliceosomal complex. The record is from RefSeq and is a predicted model, not a curated record. The transcript has 8 exons. Gene Ontology annotation, molecular function: RNA binding. Bases 109 to 1275 code for a protein of 388 amino acids.